GAGAGGUGAUCUUUGCAUGUGUCCAGUAGAAUUUGAACCUUCUGUAAGUGAUGAUUUAGUACUGGAGAAGAAAUCUGGAAAUGGGCAGCAUGAUGUCAGAGGCACACAUCAUCACAUAACCAGCAUGAAACCUGAAAAACCAAUUAACUUGCUUAGGAAAGUUGAUGGCAAUAAUAUGUGUGUUGACUGUGGUGCUUCAGAACCUGAUUGGGUAUCAUUAAACCUUGGCGCACUUCUAUGCAUAGAGUGUUCUGGGGUGCACAGAAAUCUUGGAGUGCAUAUAUCAAAGGUUAGAUCUCUGACACUUGAUGUUAGAGUUUGGGAGCCAUCUGUAAUCAAUCUCUUUCAGUCAUUAGGCAACAUGUUUGUCAACAGUAUUUGGGAAGAGACGCUGCCAGAUGAUAAUUCAAGUGCUGAUGGAUCAGACACAUCACAGUACCUCUCUGUUAGCAAACCUAAUCUCUUUAUGAGAAUUUUGGUUUAUUUUGUUUGAUUCCGGCUCUCAUCAAGUGACUCCUCCCCCUCACGCUGACUUUGCGGACAGAUGUCUCAAUUCUAGUGGUGGAGCUACGAACAACAAUCUGAUGUCCUGAUCGAGAGCGAUGGAGCUAAUGUUUGAACUUGUGAACUAAAAAUAUGAACUAUGGAUGUGAACUUAUGUAUUUGGAAUUAUGUGAAUUUGUGAACUUAUGUAUUUGGACUUGUGUGAAUUUGUGAUAUGAACAUAUAUCCAUGUGUUUGAAAUC
Zea mays is the source of this 746-nucleotide messenger RNA. RefSeq names its product ADP-ribosylation factor GTPase-activating protein AGD1-like. Gene Ontology annotation, molecular function: GTPase activator activity. The coding region runs from base 17 to 493 and encodes 158 amino acids. The transcript has 3 exons. NCBI's taxonomy places the organism in Eukaryota, Viridiplantae, Streptophyta, Magnoliopsida, Poales, Poaceae. The record is from RefSeq and is a predicted model, not a curated record.